This is a messenger RNA of Zygotorulaspora mrakii, 378 nucleotides long. It is a transcript of the gene FYV4, whose product is annotated as mitochondrial 37S ribosomal protein mS41. NCBI's taxonomy places the organism in Eukaryota, Fungi, Ascomycota, Saccharomycetes, Saccharomycetales, Saccharomycetaceae. The record is from RefSeq and is a predicted model, not a curated record. The coding region runs from base 1 to 378 and encodes 125 amino acids. Gene Ontology annotation, cellular component: mitochondrion. The transcript has a single exon.
AUGAUUGGUCACCGAUUUUUAUCUGUAGGAUCACCCGUACUACGCUCUUCAAUUGUUAAACUAAGGACUGUUCCAAAGCAAUCUUCAGAGAUUCCAGACGUAAACACAUUUUUGGCAAAAAUAGGCCGGAAAUGCGAAGAAGCUUCAGAAGUUUACCAAAAUAACUGGCAAAAUCUUUUCGAAUGGGACUCUAGAACUUUGAAAGAGAAAGGAGUUUCUGUGCAGCAAAGAAAAUAUAUACUCCACCAAGUGGAAAAGCUGAGAAAGGGUGAACCCAUUAGAGAGAUAAAAAAGGGUGAGAAAUCCUUCUUUGGUGGUGAGCGAAAACGUAAAGAGACUAUCGCAAAAUGGAGAGCCCAGCAGGACUCUCAGAAAUGA